CAUGAAUGCAUCGCGCUUCCCUCUCCGGCCUCGGCUACUAGCCGGCUAUUGUAGUGCAGGGACAACUCACGAGCAGCCACACAUUUUAGGACAUUUAAAGCGGAUUUUGUCCUUACAGGAAAUAACCAGCACCAGUUUAUGCCCACCCUAACCCUUCGUAAAGGACUAUCCGAGGUUCUGGCGGAUGACUUCGAGCUCCGGGCGGAGUACUUAGUCGGCAUGGGACGGACAACUGAUAUUUGAUUGUGUAUCUCCACUUUGGACAAAACAACAACAAAAGGUGGACAAACAAAAGCGGAAGAGGCAAAAAAAGACGCAUGUAGCCAGACUACGACGCUAUUAAAGGUUUGACGAUGGGUUGCGUCAGGAGUAAAGAGGACAAAGGCCCGUCUCUGAAGUACCGACCGGAUAACAGCACCACUAGCAGCCCAGCCAAUGCCCACCUGGGCCACUACGGUCCUGAGCCCACCAUGAUGGGCUACUCACCAGCAGCUAAGAACCUCAAUAAUAGCUACAACAGCCAUGCCGCCGCCACUCUCACCCCCUUUGGCGGGGCUUCGGCUACCAUGACGCCCUUUGGCGGCGCCUCCACCUCCUUCACGUCGGUGGCUGUGAGUAGUCCUUUCCCCGGCGUCAUCACAGGCGGCGUCACAUUUUUUGUGGCACUGUACGACUACGAAGCGAGGACGUCGGACGAUCUGUCAUUCAAAAAAGGGGAUCGCUUCCAAAUUAUCAACAACACGGAAGGAGACUGGUGGGAGGCUCGUUCCAUCAACACCGGACAGAAGGGUUACAUCCCCAGCAACUACGUGGCCCCAGCAGACUCCAUACAGGCUGAAGAAUGGUAUUUUGGCAAAAUGGGCCGUAAAGAUGCAGAAAGACUUUUAUUGCUUCCGGGAAACCAGCGGGGUACUUUCUUGGCCCGUGAAAGCGAGACGACCAAAGGUGCCUACUCUCUGUCCAUCCGGGAUUGGGAUGAAAUAAAAGGAGACAACGUAAAACACUACAAAAUUCGAAAGCUGGACAGCGGUGGUUAUUACAUCACCACCCGAGCUCAGUUUGAGACGCUACAGAAGCUGGUGAAACACUACACAGAACACGCUGACGGUCUGUGCUACAGGCUGACGACAGUUUGCCCCACGGUGAAGCCGCAGACUCAGGGACUGGCCAAGGAUGCCUGGGAGAUCCCCAGAGAGUCUCUCCGACUGGAAGUAAAACUGGGCCAGGGCUGCUUCGGAGAGGUCUGGAUGGGCACGUGGAACGGCACCACCAAAGUGGCAAUCAAGACCCUGAAGCCAGGCACCAUGUCGCCAGAAGCCUUCCUGCAAGAGGCUCAGAUUAUGAAGAAGCUGCGGCAUGACAAGCUGGUCCCGCUGUACGCCGUGGUAUCCGAAGAGCCCAUCUACAUCGUCACCGAGUUCAUGGGCAAAGGGAGUCUACUGGACUUCUUGAAAGAGGGAGAUGGCAAAUACCUGAAGCUGCCCCAGCUGGUGGACAUGGCUGCACAGAUUGCAGACGGCAUGGCCUUCAUCGAGAGGAUGAACUACAUCCACAGAGACCUGAGAGCUGCCAACAUUCUGGUGGCCGACAACCUGGUUUGUAAAAUCGCCGACUUCGGCCUCGCCCGACUCAUCGAGGACAACGAGUACACCGCUAGACAAGGUGCAAAGUUCCCCAUCAAGUGGACCGCACCCGAAGCUGCUCUAUAUGGACGCUUCACUAUCAAGUCAGAUGUGUGGUCCUUUGGUAUACUACUGACUGAACUGGUCACCAAAGGCAGGGUACCCUAUCCAGGGAUGGUGAACAGGGAGGUGCUGGAGCAAGUGGAGCGAGGCUACCGCAUGCCGUGCCCUCAGGGAUGCCCCGACUCGCUCCACGAGAUGAUGCGCCAUUGCUGGAAGAAAGAACCCGACGAGAGGCCCACCUUCGAGUACAUCCAGUCCUUCCUGGAGGACUACUUCACCGCCACCGAGCCACAGUACCAACCGGGGGACAACCUGUAGUACAGCUGUCCGUGACUAGGUGAAGCUCAUGGCAAAAAAAAAAAAGCGGCCACAACACUGUGAUCAAUACCAGACUAGUUAGUCCUCCUCAUUUCAAAUUCAAUGAUGUUGACUGUUUUUAUUAUGAAUCAUCCAUUCGUUCUCCCGCUUAUUAUUUUAUUCUGCAAAAUAAAUCUCCCCCAUGGGAGUGGAGAUCUUUUAUAUGUAUGGUGGUUUGUUGAGAGUGUGUGUUGGCUGACAGAUGGUGCAGGAAUGUGCGCGUAUGUACAGAAAAUGAAUUUUAGUAAGUGUGGACAAAUGGCAAGAUGACUUUCUUUUUUUGGUUACAUUCUGAUGGAUUAAAAAAAAUGACAUCAUUUUCAUGCAAAAA
Doryrhamphus excisus (bluestripe pipefish) is the source of this 2373-nucleotide messenger RNA. It is a transcript of the gene yes1, whose product is annotated as YES proto-oncogene 1, Src family tyrosine kinase. Gene Ontology annotation, molecular function: ATP binding; protein binding; protein tyrosine kinase activity. Gene Ontology annotation, biological process: protein phosphorylation. Lineage: Eukaryota; Metazoa; Chordata; Actinopteri; Syngnathiformes; Syngnathidae. The record is from RefSeq and is a predicted model, not a curated record.